AUGAAGAAUCUUAUGCACACUCUGUGUGUAGUCUUUCUGGUCUUGUACCAGAUGAGGGAAUAUAAGUUAGUGGUUCUUGGUAGUGGAGGCGUUGGAAAGAGUGCACUGACUGUGCAAUUUGUGCAGGGCAUAUUUGUGGAAAAGUAUGAUCCGACAAUCGAGGAUAGCUAUCGGAAAAAGGUGGAAGUCGACAAUGAACAUUGCAUUCUUGAAAUUUUGGAUACUGCUGGUACCGAACAAUUUACAGCAAUGAGGGAUUUGUAUAUGAAAAAUGGUCAAGGUUUUAUUUUGACGUAUUCGAUAACUUCUCCCCCAAGUCUAUUUGACCUUAUCGAUCUUCGUGAACAUAUAAUUCGCGUCAAGGACACCGAGAACAUCCCAAUCGUUCUUGUGGGAAACAAAUGUGACCUAGAAGACGAAAGAGCAGUUGGGAAAGAAGAGGGGCAGAAACUUGCUCGACAGUGGAACUGUACCUUCAUGGAAACGAGUGCGAAAUCCAAAAUUAAUGUUUCUGAGGUUUGUACUUUUUAUAAUUACCAUCACUGUAAUGAUUUAACAUAUAUAAUGAAAUUUCCAUCUGAACGACUGAUGCGGUGGGUUAUUUAA
Mesocestoides corti is the source of this 606-nucleotide messenger RNA. The record is from the annotation of a GenBank genome assembly. Lineage: Eukaryota; Metazoa; Platyhelminthes; Cestoda; Cyclophyllidea; Mesocestoididae.